Molecule: messenger RNA, 2829 nt
Organism: Eurypyga helias (sunbittern)
Lineage: Eukaryota; Metazoa; Chordata; Aves; Eurypygiformes; Eurypygidae
Product: nuclear pore complex protein Nup153-like
Exons: 19
Coding region: 1-2829 (942 amino acids)
Biological process (GO): protein import into nucleus; RNA export from nucleus
Cellular component (GO): nuclear pore
Molecular function (GO): structural constituent of nuclear pore
Source: RefSeq, a predicted model, not a curated record
AUGGCAUUGUGUAACAAACCCAUAAUACGGUGGGAUGCUGGAUCGGUGGACGUGGGGCGAGCAGUGGAUGUUGUUCACUCGGACUUUAGCAAGGCCCUCAGCAUGGGCUCCCAUGCUAGCCCUGCAGCCCAGCUGGUGAAAUGUGGACUCAUCAGGCGGACUGAUGAAACGAGCGAGGAAAAAAGCCCUUACUGCCGGCGCUCUCAGUCGGCUGUGGUCAGUCAGUCGAGGAGUAUUAAGCUUAGUGACUCUGUAGCCUGUCGAAAUGAGGAGUUAGGGGUGCUAAAGCCGCCUGCCAGCGCCAUUUCCUGUGCUCCCGACGCCAGGCCGGGGCUGGGAGUGGGAGAGUUCCUCCGCAGCACUGGGAUCCUUAACAGAGUGACAGAAUCGGUGAAAAACAUUGUACCGGCAUGGUUGCAGAAAUACUUCAAGAAAAAAGAAGCUGAAUCUGUAGAUGCAAAUGAAUCUGUGAACCAGGAAGAGAAUCCAGAAAACUAUCACCACGAUUAUGCAAAUGAAGAUAACAUCAUGAGUGAUGAGAGAGUCGCGCCUGAAUCAAGAAGAACUAAUUUAGAAGAACCAUCCACGAGUAGAUCUGCACUGAACUUCUCAGAUGUGUUAACAAGGCCAUCUCUUCAGCGGAGCCAUGUGAACUGUACCAUGUUGGAUUCCACCGUACCACAUUGUCAGCCCUCUACAUCUUCCUCAUUUGGCAUUGGCAGUCCUGGAUUUUCUCUUGUAAAAGAAAUAAAAGAUUCUACCUCUCAGCAUGAUGAUGAUAACAUCUCAACAACCAGUGGCUUUUCCUCUAGAGCAUCUGAUAAAGAUGUCACCGUUUCAAAAAAUACUUCAGCACCGCUGCUCUGGUUCGCAGAGGCUGAAAGAUCUCAUCCCUUCUCACACCAUCCUGCAGCUAGCUCUAAAAAACCUGCAUUUAAUUUAUCUGCUUUUGGAUCUCCUUCUCAUUCACUUGGAAACACUUCUGUCAUCAAGACAAGACAGCUUGGGAAUUCUCCAUUUUACCCUGGAAAGACCACUUACGGUGGGGCAGCUGCAGCAGCAAAGGCGACAAAAGUGCAAGUUGCUCAUUGUCAGCCACCAAUAAGAAGACAAAUGAAACCUAAACAAGCAAGUGUGCAGUCCUAUGGUGUGAGAAGUUCCACAGCGCGGCACAUCUUGCAGUCGUUGGAGAUGAUGUCAAGUCCUUUGACGGAUGCUAGAAGGAUUCCGUCUUCUGUUUCCACUCCACUGUCUACUCCUCAGAACAAGUGUUUGCUGAAUGUUACCAGCUUCCGAUCCAGAGGAAAACAGAUGGAAUCAUAUCGUCCACCUGUCCAGCAACACGUGAUACCACAGCCCAUCUCCCUAGUGAGUCGGAUGAAGAAUUUUAAACCAUCUCUGAAUCCAGCUUCUGAUGCCAGAAAAAUUCAUCAGAGGGUAGGUGUGAAACACAAGUCAUGCGUGGAAGAGGAGAGUGUUCCUGCAGAACAGCAAGUAAAACCAUCUGAAAGCGUUUUGACCGGCCCUAAAUUCAGUACUCCUGCAUCCAAUGGUCUGUCUUCAGGAAGAGACAGUUGUGGUGGCAAGAUGAGAAGGAAAGAAGGAGGACACUGUAUGUCAAAACCUGGACAAGAACGAUGGGAGGUGGAAGAACCUGUACUGCCGAAAAUACCCCUCCCCAUCAACACUGCAUCGCUGCCUUCGUUCAACUUCAAUUUCCUUGCCAGUACUACUGCCUCAUCACCAAGCACUGUUUCAACAGCAGUGAUGAACAAGGUACAACCAGGAAGGAAUGCUGGGAGCACUGUGUUCAGAUUUUCACCUCCAGUUGUGAAGUCUACUGCUGUGGAAGUGGCAUCUCCAUUGUCUAUGGGGUUUACAUUUAGUGUUCCGACUGUAAAAUCAGCAGAGCUUUCUGGAUCCAGUAGCACACCAAUGACAUCCGUGCUUCCUCUAGAUACCACCACUGUCAACAGCACCAGCAAUAAGAAGGAAGAAAAAGAAGAAUAUGAUGGUCCCCUCAAACCUGCAAAGGUCUUAAAGGAAGGAAGUGUGUUAGACAUUCUAAAAAGCCCAGGCUUUAUGUCUGUGAAAACACACUCCUCUACAUCUGCACAACCUAUUACAAGCACAGUGGUCUAUACAAGGCCUGCAAUAAGUAGUUUUUCUGCAAAUGCUUCUAAAGAUGCAUCCUCAUUUUGGCAGCCUGACACAUAUGACCCGUGUCUGCAAAACAAAACCACAGAUGGCAAAUGUGUAACAUGUCAAGCUGCUAAAGUGUCCACAGUUGAGAGUACGAAACAGACUAUGAGCUCAAGUCCAUGUGUCGCCUCUAAGGCAGCAGUCCCUACAGCAGGAGUAUUGGCCUUUGAAGACAAAUUUAAAACAGCGCCCACCACAUGGGAUUGUGAUACCUGUCUGGUCCAGAACAAACCUGAAGCUACAAAAUGUGUAGCGUGUGAGACACCAAAGCCCGGAACAGGAGUAAUGCCCGCUCUGACAUUACCUGUGGUCACAGACAGCUCGGUGACAGCGACGUCCUCUUCCAGCAGCACUGACACAGCUGUCACUGUGGGGUUUGGAGACAAAUUUAAGAAGCCAAAAGGCUCUUGGGACUGUACGGUGUGCCUUGUGUCAAAUAAGGCGGAAGACAGCAAAUGUGUAGCUUGUCAGUCUGAGAAACCAGGCUUAACGGAGAUGAAGUUUUCUGUUGGGGUGCAAGAGCAUCAAGUGACAGCUCUUCCUCUACAGGGGAAGAAAAUCAGGAGGCAAGCGCUGUCUUCCAAGCCUCUGGAGGUUGCUGAUGAUGAUGAUGACAGUGUAGCUUGA